AUGGUGAGAACUCCUUUUAUUGACAAAAAUGGAAUAAAAAGAGGUGCAUGGAGUGAAGAUGAAGACAACAAAUUAAGAGCUUUUGUUGAAAGAUUUGGUCAUCCCAAUUGGAGGCAAUUGCCUAAAUAUGCUGGUCUAAUGAGAUGUGGAAAGAGCUGCAGGUUGAGAUGGAUGAAUUACUUAAGGCCUAAUUUGAAGAAAGGGAAUUAUAGUCUUGAAGAAGAUCAACUCAUAAUUAAAUUACACAAUGAACUUGGAAAUAGAUGGUCAACUAUUGCUACAAAAUUACCAGGAAGAUCCGACAAUGAUGUCAAAAAUCAUUGGCAUGCUCAUCUUAAGAAACGUGUGACAAUGAAUCAGCAAAUUAUUGAUCAAUCUUCAGAGUCAACAGGCCGAUCUCAAAAUUCUUAUAAGGUUUUGGAACAUGAACAAGUUAUGAAAGAGGUGUCAGAUCAUCUUGUUCAUGAUACUUCAAUUCAUCUAGAAGUUUCAUCGAGUAAUCAUCAUGAUUUAUAUUCCGAAACUAGUUCCCAUGUAAAUGGAUUGGACUGGAUCGUAGAAGAUAAUAAUUACAUGAGAUCAAUGGAACCACUUCCAGACUCCUUUUCCUGGACAAUGAAUCCUAUCGACAAUUUUCAGACUGAACCUUUUGACCACAUUUGGACCCAAUACGUCGAUAAUUUCUGGACACAACCUUUCUUUUAAUUCUUAAUUAUA
Solanum stenotomum is the source of this 717-nucleotide messenger RNA. Its product is annotated as transcription factor MYB63-like. The transcript is spliced from 3 exons. The coding region runs from base 1 to 705 and encodes 234 amino acids. The record is from RefSeq and is a predicted model, not a curated record. NCBI's taxonomy places the organism in Eukaryota, Viridiplantae, Streptophyta, Magnoliopsida, Solanales, Solanaceae.